GCUGUGGUUACGCUGUUGGGACCUGUUCAGUGAAAACAAAAUGUGACGUGGCUAAUCCUAGUGGACAAAAAGAAAGAGGAAAAACUGAAUCAUUGCCCUGUUUACUGGGUAACGAAAGGGCGUUUAACGCGAAGAAACGUACGUUUAAACCGGAAUAAAGACGAUAAACCUUUCGUGUUGUUGGUUUUGGAAGGAAGCCGUUAGCAGGCUGCGCUGACGUUGACGUUGACGUCAACUGCUAGCAUCGAGACUUUGACAGCAGAAAAGGCAUGAACUGAGGCAUCAAGAUGUCAGACAGUGAAGCUACAGCAGCGGAGGGUCCAGAGGUGCCACCAGAGACUCAAGACGCCUCUCCCGCAGAGACGCCCGACAGCUCCUCGCCGACCACGCCGGACAACUCCACUGACGUGGCGCCGACGAGGAAAGCCAGGAGGAGACCAGACGUCACGCCUGCACCCGAAGCUGAGGAGAUGCCCAAAGUAGAGGAGAAGCCAGCAGAGGCCCAGACCCCAAGUGAGUCCACAGUGUCUCAGGGAGGUUGGGGGUACUGGGGCAGCUGGGGCAAAUCCAUCCUAUCCACAGCAACAGCUACCGUGGCAACUGUGGGCCAAGGGCUCACUCAGGUGAUCGAGAAGGCAGAGACAUCGCUGGGAAUCCCCAGUCCCACCGAACUCUCUGCCCAAGUGGAGGAAGAGCAGAAGCAGCAAGGUGAAACACGCAGUGAGACGGACAGAGCGGCAGACGAUGGACCGGCGGCGGCGGCAGGAAGUGCGAUGGGCAUGCUGUCGUCCCUCACCAGCGUCGUCCAGACCACAGGUAAGACGAUGAUCACCGGCGGUCUGGACGCUCUGGAGUUCAUCGGGAAGAAGACGAUGGAUGUGAUAGCAGAAGGCGACCCCGGCUUUAAGAAGACCAAAGGACUGAUGAUCAGGAACUCCACUCUGUCUCAGGUGUUGAGGGAGGCUAAGGAGCGCGAGGAGCUGCAGACAGCCGAUGAAGAGGUUUCAGAUUCCCACAAGAAGGCGGCCGCUCACUACGGGAUGCUGUUCGAUGAAUUUCAGGGCCUUUCACACCUCGAAGCGCUGGAGAUUCUGUCUCGAGACAGUGAGUCCAAGGUGAAGUCCGUGCUGACCACUCUAUCAGGAGAAGAGCUGCUUCAGCUCAGAGAAGAGCUCGAUUUCAUUAAAGACUCUUUCUCCCUGGUGGAGUUUGAUGAUGAGGAAGUGGAUGAGAAGAAAGACGAAGACGGCUCAGAGUUUGAGAGGGAGUUGACGGAGGCAUUGGAGGGCCUCCAUGUCACUGCCACAGCUGACAGACUCAGCAAGGCCUGUAGGAGCACCUGCAGCCAGAUCACUGACAUGAGCCGACCAGAAGGGGAAGAGGAAGACAAUGUCAAGAAAACCCUUUCUGUGGAGGAGGUUCAUGCCGCAGCCAUCAGGAGUCUGGCGGAGCUGACGGCUCGGUCCAUCGAGCUGUUCCACAAACUGGCUGAGAUGAUCCUCUUCACCAGCGGCAGCACAGAGGCCAGCGUCCUCUCCCAGUUAACUGUUGUUCUGUGUAAAGAGAUCUCACUGCUCUCCAAAAAGUUCACCUCCUGCUUAACGACGGCGGGGUCAAACGAGAAGGGAGACGUCCUCAACCCGCUGAUAACAGGAGUCUUUUUAGAGGCGUCCAACAGUGCGUCCUACAUCCAGGACGCUUUCCAGCUGCUGAUGCCCAUCCUGGAGAUCUCCUACAUCCAGAGGAGAGCCGAAUCCACCGAGCAGUGACCAGCUGGUGUCUCCCCACCCCACACCCCCCACACCCCCCAUCGCUGCCAUGACGCUGGGACUGUGACACAGCAGGGAACUGACAUAUAUUUAAAACCUGUUUCUUUCUUUGGUUAAUGGUCCGUGGCGGCUCUGUGCUACGUCUCGUUUCCAACUCAGGACAAAGAUCCAUUUCCCACCUGGGGGGAAGAGUGAGUUCUUGUGAAAACAGUGUUCAUGUUUGUUGCUCGUUUAACUGUUCAGCACAGUCCGUGGACUCAUUAUGUCGAGGAGGUCUGGAUCUACCGGCUAAGGGAGAAACCA
Molecule: messenger RNA, 2072 nt
Organism: Etheostoma cragini (Arkansas darter)
Lineage: Eukaryota; Metazoa; Chordata; Actinopteri; Perciformes; Percidae
Gene: fam114a2
Product: family with sequence similarity 114 member A2
Exons: 14
Coding region: 288-1769 (493 amino acids)
Source: RefSeq, a predicted model, not a curated record